This is a messenger RNA of Triticum turgidum subsp. durum (durum wheat), 228 nucleotides long. Lineage: Eukaryota; Viridiplantae; Streptophyta; Magnoliopsida; Poales; Poaceae. The record is from the annotation of a GenBank genome assembly.
AUGGAUUGGAAACAUCUUAGUGAAAAGCUGAAAUUACAUGAGAACGGUGUUGAGCAUAUCACUAACAUGAAUACUUGGAAUGAGGUAAGGUUGAGGCUAAGUAAGAAGGAAACAAUUGAUAGAGAUUUGCAAGAAGAGAUUGCAAGGGAGAAGAAGCGAUGGAGACAAGUUUUAAUUAGAAUUGUUGCUGCUGUGAAAUUUCUUGCUAAGCAUAAUUUGGCUUUUUGA